AUGUACCCGCUUCAAGCUAUACAUAAUUGCACAGAAAGGAAACGUCGACGCGAAGAUGUCGAUAGCCCAGAUGUACCGCCAGCAAAGCGGCAUCACCACCGACAUCUGACAUCCACACCAUCGAAGCGUAAGGUCCGUCUCUCGACGAAGCUAGCCCUCUCGACUCAGAGACGCUAUUCUCUGAGGGCCACCGCAGAGCGGGCACGAAGGAAUGUCACACAAAAUCUAGCUCAUAUCCCAGUUACACCGGCUCCCCUUCCCCUUCCAACCCCAGUUCCCGUCCCAAUCCUUCCGACAACCCGCAUCCCCAGCAAGCGUCCACGCAACGCUGUGGAAGCCGAUAUCUGUGAAGAGCCACCGGCAAAGCGUCACCACCAGCGACAUCUCACAUCCCCACCACCGAAACGCAAGACUCGUACAUCGACAAGGGCGGCCGUCCCUCCCCAGAGCCGUUAUUCGCUCAGGACCACCGCGGAUCGCGUUCGAAGGAAUACUACGGCAACUUUGGCUCACAAUCCGACUGUCGUACCUCCCAUUCCUGCUCCAACCCCGGCUCACGCCCCAAUCGUCUCUCCGCCUCCUGUUCUCGUCAAACGUCGACGCCUCACUGACGACGACGAUUUCGACGUCGAUGUCCCCGAAGAACCCCAUGCAAAGCGUUAUCGUCUGUCACCGUCACCUUCGAAGCCCACGAGCGAUUCGUCAACUAAGCCAGCCAUUGCCAUUCAGAGCCGUUACUUUCUUAGGAUGACUUCGGAUCGCAUUCGAAGGAUCAUCUCAGCAACCCCUCCUCACAUCCCAUCUGCAUCCCCUCGCAUUCCCGUACAACCCCCCCCUCGCGGAUCAAUGCCUACCCCGGAAUUCUUCACAACUCCUGCCUCAACCGUUGUUGAUACUCCUGUUCCUCCUUCAGCUUGCAGAGCCUCCGAUCACGACCAAGCUCACCGUAUCCCCAUCCAAAGUUCCAAUACCGCCGCAACUCCCCUUCCUCAUCAUCCUUUGGCAGGAAUCCCCACUCGUCCUCCCGUUGAUCUCUCGGUCACCAGCACGACGUUCAAACGCACACAUGUGCCUUGGGAUCAACUUCCCGAACGCGAGCGAACUCGUCUGUUCACGGUAUGGGCCGCUUUGAUUAGUCGGCUAUGGAAGACACGUGUCAUCUUCACGCACCUUGGCUUCGAUACCUAUGCCCGAGCGCUGGGUCUAUCGUCUUGCCACGGGCCCGAUGAUCUCACGACGCUGGCCGUGCUCAGGAAAUACCCAGACCUCGAAGGUAUCUGCGCUGAUUUUCGCAAUAAAUUUAUCCACUUUCAUGAGCUUUGUAACCAUCGUGCCUUCCAUGACGACCUCGACGCCUCUAUUGACGCGGUCUUAGCCGGAUUGGAGCCCCUGUUCAUCUCUUCGGUUGUACUUCAUCAGUCCUCCCACAGGGCACCAACACGCCAUACUCAUUACGAUCUUCUCUCACUGGAGGAGCUUUCCUUUCCCCGCUUCUCUAUACGUAAUCGCAUACGGGACAUAUUCGUAGGGCUAAAACCAUAUCGAAGCCCGAAGCCCGGACCGCAGACUCUGGAGCUCAUGUACGGCGUAAGCAUAUGCUGGGGUCUCUAUUUCUCAUAUUCGCCAAACAAAACAGUAGAAGAAGCUUGCAAGAGUAAUAUGUCACAGGACCUCAUCCUCGCCAUCCAGGAGCUCGGUGCCUCCAUCGACACUGCGACUCCCAGCCCUGAAGCUAUAUCACGCCGCGCCGCCAUCGCCGAGCUCUGUUUCUACACCCUUUACCUCACCCGCAUUGUCGUGCUCUCCCGAUUCUUGGAAUGUCUUCCUCACGACAUACAUGUGCCAUUCGCACGCUCCGAAUGGGCCGUCUUUCAGCGUGACCCCCCUCGUACAUCGGAGGGCGAUGACAUUUUCUCCGUAGUCUAUCGAUAUAUCGCGAAGGCUCGACGCUCCAUUGCAGGCCUCAAGCGGACGGCAGAAACUCGUUUCGAAACUUUAGUUUACAAAAACCAACGUCUAUUCACCAACCAUUGUCCAAUCGCCUUGCAAACUCCAUUCUACCUCGCAGUUGACGAAGUCGACACUCCCGUUGGCCAAACUCCGCUGAGCGGUCGUCGUCCCGCUUGUUCGCGCACCAGUGUCAACGCCCUGUUCUUCGGAUUCGAUACUCCGUGA
Molecule: messenger RNA, 2175 nt
Organism: Stereum hirsutum FP-91666 SS1
Lineage: Eukaryota; Fungi; Basidiomycota; Agaricomycetes; Russulales; Stereaceae
Exons: 3
Coding region: 1-2175 (724 amino acids)
Source: RefSeq, a predicted model, not a curated record